AUGGUUCUUGUAGAGAAUUGGAUGCCUCCCUCAAGGGAAAACUGGGAAUUAAUCGUUUGGGGAUUUCAAUGGUUUCCAUUGGUAACAAUCAUUCAAUGGGUUCAACCAUGGUACGGUGCAGGCAAGACCUCAUCAAAUAGUCGAUUUAAUCUUCCAGGAAAGCUGGGCUGGAUUACGAUGGAACUGCCUGGGCUGGUGACUAUGCUGUACAUUAUGUAUACGUUGCCCAAGGAGGUGGGGUUGAAUGCCUUGCCUUGGGAGAAUAAGCUGAUGGCGGGGCUAUAUACCAUACAUUACAUCAAUCGUGCUAUUGUUGGCCCUCUUAUCUCUCCUUCUAUGUCCCCCAUACAUUUUAUAGUUUGGCUUUCGGCGAUUGCCUUUCAAGUGACAAAUGCUACAUCACUGGGGUGUUAUUUUGCUGGUUAUGGGCCUCUUACAAGAGCUGAUUGGAAACCUACAUCGGGAAAUCCAUAUGUAAAUGGAGCACGUAUCGAGUUAGGCAUGAUGAUUUUCUUUCUCGGUCUCGUAAGCAAUAUAUUUCAUGACGAUGAACUACGUGAAAUCAGACGCGCGGCACUUCGAAAACAAGCAGCACAGAAUGACCCUUCAACCGGAAAAAACAAAGGCAAUACCAAAGUAGACAAAGUGUACAUGCUUCCUCAGAACGGUCUCUUCAACUAUAUUUUAUAUCCUCAUUAUUUCUGUGAGUGGAUCGAAUGGGCUGGUUUCUUCAUAAUGGCUGGAAGUGGUUGCGUGCCUGCAAGAAAUUUUCUCAUCAAUGAGAUAACUACGAUGCUACCAAGAGCUUUACAAGGAAAGGCUUGGUAUGUAAAGAGGUUUGGUAGAGAGAAGGUUGGGGCACGAAAGGCUAUAAUACCGGGGGUUUUGUGA
Molecule: messenger RNA, 891 nt
Organism: Botrytis fragariae
Lineage: Eukaryota; Fungi; Ascomycota; Leotiomycetes; Helotiales; Sclerotiniaceae
Exons: 4
Coding region: 1-891 (296 amino acids)
Biological process (GO): steroid metabolic process
Cellular component (GO): membrane
Molecular function (GO): 3-oxo-5-alpha-steroid 4-dehydrogenase activity
Source: RefSeq, a predicted model, not a curated record